GAAAUUCGUCUCUUUUGUUUAAUUCCGUCUUCAUUGAUAGAGUUUGAUAGAUAAUGUGAUCUACAACAAGUGAUUUUUUAACCAACUUUUUGUAAUGUGAAUAAGUGAAAGGGUUGGGUUAACGUUUGGAUUUUCGAUAAUUGGCUAAAUUAUAUUUCUUAAGGAGUUAAAAGUUUACUUUUGUUAAAAUGGCAAAAUUUUCAAAAAAUAUGAUCAGUCAUAAAAAUCAACUUAGUCUUUCAGGAUGUUUUGAAAAAUCUGACCAACCAAUAGAAAACGAUUUUUCACCAACAAAAAAAACUUCUGCAAGUAAAAAUUUAAGUGACAAAAAUGAUAGAAAUAAUAUAAACAUCACAAAUUUAUCUGAUCAUAUUUAUAUCGACCUUACAAACACACCUGACAUGUUAUCUCAAAAUAGUACAACUAUUUGUAAAUUGGAUUCUAUUAUUUCGGUUAAUAGCUCAAUAAAUGAUUAUAAAGAUUUGAAAACUGAGCAAAUUGAUUUUUUCAACAAAAUGCCUGCAGUUAAAGAGGAGAAUGUGAUUUAUUAUAUAGCUGAUUCAGAUGAUGAAAAAGAAAAUAAUAUAAAUAAUAUCAAAUCUAUUGAAGAUACUAAAAGUAACAACAAUUAUGCAUGUUUAAGUAUUCAUAAUAAAAGUGAAUGUAAUUUUAAAGAGAUAACAAAUACUGGCAUUAGUCAAAAAAGUAAAUUAUAUUUCAAAACAGAAAUGAACAAUGGAUCAGAUACAGAUACUGAUUUUGAAGAUUCAUUUGAUGAUAAUAUGAUGGUAAAUACAGAACAUGAUGAGGUCUAUAAUCCACCUAAAAAACUAAAAUCAACUCAACAUUUUAUUUCACACUUAUACAAUGAAAAACUAACGAAUGAUAAGAACAAACAAUUGAAGCAUCCCACAUCAAAUUUAUUACAUAAAUCUUCAAAUACAAAUUGUGGUUCUAAUACAUUAUCUGAAUUUAACAAUGAAUUGAAAAAAUGGAUGGAAACAGUUAAUACUAAUCCAUUGAUUGCUUCUAAAACUCUGCCUUUACCACAAGAUGAAUUGGAAUCUGCUAAAAACAAUCUUAAAAGUAUUCAAAAUGAGAUACUGGAAAAUUAUUUCAAACUCAUCGACAAAAUUCCUCUUGAAAUUUUAAAUGAAUUUCCUCAUUUUGAUUCAAAAUUAUAUCAAAGUUUAAGAAGUUUAUACCAUAGAGUUAAAGCAAAAAUAUGUCAAACAGAUAAAAAAUUGUUAAGUAUUUGUACUCGAUCGCUGACUAGUAAUCUAAAAACAAUUAAAAAUUCAGAAGUAUUCAACUAUAAAGAUAACAAUAUAGUUGAUAAUGAUGAAGAAAAUUUUCAGCAUAAUGUUACCAGUAAUGGAUCCUGUAAUAAUGAUAAGAAUCAUUUUAAUGAAAGAAGCAUUAAACAUGCAAAACACACAGAGUCUCAGAAUUCUUGCAAUCAAGAAUCUGUGAUUAAUAACCUAGUGGAACCUUAUGAUUCAGCAUUGAACCAGAGCUUAGAUAGCUGUGAUACUUUACCAUUAAAAAGAGAAAGUCGUUUUGAGUUGAAACUGCCAAUUAAAACAAUUCUAGAUCCUUUGGCUUCAAAACAAAUUAAGAGUAUUUUAGAAAAAGUCCAAAUCAAAAACAAUAACAAUGACAAUACUGUCAGUUCGAAUGAAUCCACUUUAGAAAUGCAGUUAAGCAGUGAGACUCCAAGUGAAGUUAAUGUUAUAGAAUCUGAAGCAAUUUAUUCCGAAUGUAAAGAUAAGGAUUCUUACAAUGAUGCAAAAUCAACUAAUUGUUCGAAAACUGCCAGUCCUAAUUUAGGGAAAAAUUGCAGUUUGCAAAAUUAUGAAUUAAUACCUUCAAUUUCUUUAUGGAGUAAUUUUGGUCAAGAACUGGAGAAUACUAAUGAUACUAUAGAAGAUAGGAAUAUGUCUGAUAACUUAGAAAUUUUAACAGUUACUGAAAAGAAUGAAAGAAAAAGCAGUUUUUAUUCUAAUGAUCAUGAAUUAUUGCCCGAAAUUUCAUCCUGGAAUACUCUUAAAAAUGAUUUUAUAGAUGUCAAUCAUACUCAAAAAUUUGAGAAAUCUCUAACCCAACAAUUACAAGAAUUUCCAGUACUUGAUAAUACUGCAUUUAAUAUUGCACCAACAUCUGGCAAAUCGAAAUUUGAAUUUUGUAGAUUGCAGGAAACUUCUCAAAGCAGCAAUAGUCCAAUAGGCAAAGGAAUUCAGUAUGUAAUUCCACAGUUUACACAAGAUAAUUACAAAAACGAUGGUGUAACUGGAGAAUAUGAUAGCCUAGAGUAUCCUCAUUCCAGAAGAAUGUUAAAUAUCUUCAGACAAACAUUUGGUUUAUUAAAAUUUAGACCAAAUCAACUUCAAGCAAUCAAUGCUGCUAUUCUUGGAUAUGAUUGUUUUAUCUUGAUGCCAACUGGUGGAGGAAAAUCUUUAUGUUAUCAAUUGCCAGCUUUAGUUUCACGAGGUAUUACUAUAGUUGUAUCACCUUUGAAAAGUCUUAUCAUUGAUCAAGUUCACAAAUUGACUUCACUGGAUAUCUCAGCAGCACAUUUUCUAACAGAAGCAGAGUCACAGGAUGUAUACAGAGAAUUAGCAAAACAAGAACCAACUUUGAAGCUUCUAUAUGUAACACCUGAAAAACUUUCAGUUUCUUCAAAACUCAAGCAAAUUCUUACGGCUUUAUACGAAAAAGAUUUGUUGUCCAGAUUUGUGAUUGAUGAAGUUCAUUGCAUUAGUCAAUGGGGGCACGAUUUUAGACCAGAUUACAAGAAGUUAACAGCACUUCGACUACAAUAUCCUAAAGUUCCAACUAUGGCACUAACAGCUACAGCUACGCUGUGUGUCAGGACUGAUAUACUUCAACAAUUGCGCAUGGAUGAUCCUAAAUGGUUUAUAUCAAGUUUUAAUCGGCCAAAUUUACGUUAUACUGUAUUGAAUAGAAAAGGAAAAAAAUUUGUCAAUGAAAUUGUGGAAAUGAUAAAAACGAAUUACAUGAAUAACUGCGGUAUUAUAUACUGUUUAUCGCGUAAAGAUUGCGAUUAUAUGGCUACAACCUUGCAAAAUAAUCAAAUUAAAAGUCUAAGUUAUCAUGCAGGACAUAGUGAUCAAAAGCGACUGGAAAUACAAUCAAAAUGGAUAUCAGAACAGAUAAAAGUUGUUUGUGCUACUAUUGCUUUUGGAAUGGGAAUAGAUAAGCCUAAUGUUAGAUUUGUUAUUCACGCCACUAUUCCAAAAUCCAUUGAAAGUUACUAUCAGGAAAGCGGUCGAGCUGGUCGUGAUGGUGAAAAAGCUGAUUGUAUUAUGUUUUACCAAUAUAGUGAUAUGAUGAGGCACCGAAAAAUGAUAGAAUUUGACAUAUCUGUUAAUACUAAUCAAGAAGCUCAAAACAUUCACUUAAACAAUUUAUUCAAAAUUGUGGGUUUUUGUGAAAACAAAACAGAUUGUCGAAGAUUUUUACAACUAAAUUAUUUUGGAGAGAUGUUCGAUAGAUCAUUAUGUAUGGCUAAUAAACAAACAAUUUGUGACAACUGCAGCAACAAAGACGAUUUUUAUAAUGCUGACGUCACUGAACAUGCUCGAUCACUUGUAACUUUAGUGAGAGAUAUUACUAAACCAAGAACCGCUAAUGUAACUGUUCUACAUGUUAUUAAUGUAUAUAAUGGAUCUAAUUUAAAAAAAAUUAGAGAACAAAAUCAUGAUAAACACCCUUUAUUUGGCAAAGGAAAAUCUUGGGGUGAAAGUAAAAUAGAAAGAUUAAUACAUAAAUUAAUAAUUGAAGAUUAUCUAAGAGAAAGGCUGGUUAUGUCUCGUGACACGUUUAGUUGUGCUUAUGUUGGCCUAGGACUUAAAGCUGAAGAAUUAAUGACAACUGACAUCAAAGUAACUAUACCAAUCGAGACAGAAAACCAAACUACGCUAUCUCUAGAAUCAAGUGUUAAUUCUAAUCCACAUAAGAUUACAUCUGAAGUUAGAGAACAGCUAGAAAAAGAUUUAAUUGAUCUUGAACAACGGUGUUAUACAGAUCUCGUUGAUAUUGUUACUGGUAUUGCUGAAACAUUGCAUGUAUCUACUAAUUCAAUAAUGAACAUAGUUUCUCUUAAAGCUAUGAGUCAACAAUUUCCUGAAACUAAAGAAGAAAUGCUAAAAAUAGCACAUGUAACAAAAACCAAUUUUGAUAAAUAUGGCAAUAUAUUGCUUGAUAUAACUGGAAAGUAUGCAGCAGAAAGACUUAUUUUACUAGCUGACCAAACCCUAACAACAAAAAUGGAAACUACAAUGACAAAGGAACAUUUUCAAGAUGAGGAUUUAGUUAAAGCUGAAAACAAUGUAUCAGAAAGUACUAAAAGAAAGGCUAAAGUUAGAAAUAAUAAUUUCAAAAGAUUUAAAAAAGAUACUAGUGCAUCUAGAGACAAUACUAGUGAUUGGAAUUCAACAAGCAUUUUUGGUAAUAAUAAUAACAGUAGCAGAAGUACAAAAUCAACAUCUACAAAUUGCAAAACUAGCCAUGUUAAAUUACCAAAAAGAAAGCUAUAUCAGAGUUAUCCAGAACGUUUCGUGAAACUAAUUUAGGUUUCUCUUAAAUUU
Phymastichus coffea is the source of this 4610-nucleotide messenger RNA. Its product is annotated as recQ-like DNA helicase BLM. Gene Ontology annotation, molecular function: nucleic acid binding; 3'-5' DNA helicase activity; four-way junction helicase activity. The record is from RefSeq and is a predicted model, not a curated record. The transcript is spliced from 16 exons. The coding region runs from base 189 to 4595 and encodes 1468 amino acids. Gene Ontology annotation, biological process: DNA replication; double-strand break repair via homologous recombination. Gene Ontology annotation, cellular component: nucleus; cytoplasm; chromosome. Lineage: Eukaryota; Metazoa; Arthropoda; Insecta; Hymenoptera; Eulophidae.